Molecule: messenger RNA, 3985 nt
Organism: Arabidopsis arenosa
Lineage: Eukaryota; Viridiplantae; Streptophyta; Magnoliopsida; Brassicales; Brassicaceae
Source: the annotation of a GenBank genome assembly
CUUAGGUUUCCGUUGAAGUCGUGAGAAUCGUUUUGGCUUUGAUCGGAUACAAUAGCAAGUAUGAGUACUGUUCGUAAGAAAAGGGCUCGAAUUUUAUCCUCUGAUUCGGACGACGUUGAUCAAGGAAACCCUAAAACUCACGAGAAUGGUGAAAUUGGAGGAAAGAGUCAAAAUUUAGGGAAAAGUAAGGGAGGUGAUAUUGAGAAUGUUGUAAAGUCUAAUACUUGUUUGGUGUGUGAUGGGAAAGACAAUUGGGUGUUGGUAUGUUACGGAGAGGAAUGUCCUAUAGCUAUUCAUCAGAGUUGUGCAUCUGAUGAACCUGAUUUCGAUGAAUUCGGCAAUUUUUAUUGUCCUUACUGUUGGUAUAAGCGUGUUUUGCAACUAGAAAAGAAGCUUAUGGUGAGUGACAAGUCUAGGAAGGGAUGUAGAGAGAGUCUAGGAGGAGUAGAUUUGGGUUUUAUGAUGGAGAAUGAAGCUGGAGGUGUCGAGAAUUUAGUGGAGGUUAAUGUUUCAGGAGGUAGAACUAGAACAUUAGCAAGUGGUAAUCUUAGUGGGAAUAUAGGAGAAGGUGAUGGAUUAAACAGUAAAUGCAUGGUAAUGGAAAAAAAUCAGAUAAUGCAAGAAGUUGCGGCUCAGACUCAUUCUCGGGGAAAUUCUAAGGGUGAUGAUGCUGAUGUGGAUGAGGGAAGACAGCAGCAAGGAAGAUUGAGUGAGGAAAGAAAGAAGCAUAGAAGAUGUGAUGAUAUAAAUCAUGAAACAGCACAAGCGCACAGUAUUGAUGUGGUUGCCGAAACAAGAAACCCGAGGAGAUACAGCGGAAAGAACCAGCAAACCAAAAGAGUUGCAGGAACUCUUGAGCAGGGCGUCUUUAUUAACGAUCAUGGAACACAAGUGAGGGAUUCUGAUUUGGGUGAGGGAAGAAGCGGGCAAGGAUGUUGCCAUGGGAAUUACCUGCAAAAGAAAGCGUCAUCUACUGAAAGUUAUGAGCAGGAAGUCCCUAGGACUGAUAAUAGAGUAUCCUGUGGUUCUGGAUUAAGGGCGGUAAGAUAUCGGCAGGGAAGACAUAUUGAGAAGAACCGGCAUAAUGAAAUUGUUGUAACUGAAACUCAGGAGAAGGAAGUUUCUAAGGAUGUGGAGAGAAAGUCGGAACGAGGAGUGGAGAGAGGAAGAAGGAUAACAAGUGUUAAUUGUAGUGGUAAUAGAAGGGAAGUUGAUGAAUCAAACAAGAAAUGCAUGGUGAUGGAGAAGAGUCAUAAAAUAAAAGAAGUUGCUGCUGAUACUCAUUCUCUGGAAAAUUCUAAGGCUGAUGAUACUGAUUUAGAUAAGGGAAGAAAGCAGCGAGGAAGUUUUGUUGUGGGUGUCAAAACACGAGAGACGAGGAGAUACAGUGAGAAGAACCAGCAAAACAAAAUAGUUGCAGGAACUCAUGAGCAGGCCGUCUUUAUCAACGAUAAAGGAACACAAGCGUGUGAUUCUGAUUUGGGUGAGGGAAGAAGUGGGCAAGAAUAUUUCCAUGAGAACAACCAGCAAAAGAAAGUGUCAUCAACUGAAAGAUGUGAGCUCCCUAGGACCGAUAAAAGAGUGUCACACGGUUGUGGAUUAGGGGAGGGGAGAGAUUGUGAGGGGAGACAAAUUAAAAAGAACCAGCAUACCGAAACUAUUGAAACUGAAGCUCUGGGGAAGGAAGUGUUUAAGGAUAGGAAGAGAAAGCGGGAACGAGGAGUGGAGAGAGAUGUAGAUGAGUUUUAUUUGGCGGAGAAUCAAGACAGACAAUACCAACCUGAUAUGAGAAACGAUGAUGUGGCCUUCAAUAAGCAAGCGACUUGUUUCAGCACAGAUGAACAAGAAGAUCGAAAGUCUGUAUCGUCUAUCUCAUCUCCGGAGUCUACAAACAAUGUUAAGGACCCUAAUGUAGCUUCUCAAGAGUUAGCUUUGCUCAUCCACCCUAAGGCUGGUGUACAAGAACGACCUAUCGAAGCACGACCUAUUUGCUCUGUCUCUUCACAGAAACCAUCUUUUCAACCGGAAAAAUACGGACACAAAAGUUACCUGAAGAAGAAUGGAACUGCGUCUAAUGAUCCCGGACAAAGGAAGUUUGUCAUAUGCAGUGCUAAAAAAAGGAAAAGACAAUUUUGGACGCAGGCAGAAGAAGAUAUGCUUAGGGUUGGUGUGCAGAAAUUCCCCGGCGAGAGGAAUAUUCCAUGGCGCAAAAUCUUGGAAUUUGGUCGGGAUGUGUUUCACGAUGAACGGGCUCCAAGCGACCUCAAGGACAAGUGGAAGACGUUGAGCAAAAUGCCUUCUGACACGCGGAAAUGGGUAAACCUUUCAUCUGAAAGACAACCGAAUUACUAUGUGUCUGAACUAUCAUCAUUGGCCUUUGGCCAGCACAUUUCAUUUGGACCUACUACUGUUUGGCAAGUUACUGGUAUAGUAGGAAGUCUCUUCGGUGGAAUCGCCUACGGGUUUUUCACUCCUCUUAUGGCUACAUUCGAGGCUGUAGGAGAGUCUGUUACUAGCAAAUGCUACCAUUGCUUUGUUGAUGGUUCGUUCUCCACUAUUAAAUGGAGUUGUACUGUAGUUACAGACUUCACAGAUUUCUGCUUCCAUUCUUACUUCUCCUACAUGGAUGAGUUAAGAGAAAUGGUUUCCGCCGAUGUUGAACCUUUAGAGAUUAGGUUGUCUCGGCUACCUAGUUGUCUGCUUGCUAGUCUCAUAGGUGUGGUGGUAGAUGUUCUUCUCAUAACAGCUGUUGCUCUUUACAAAAGCCCAUAUAUGUUGCUCAAAGGAUGGAAGAGGCUAUUGGAAGACCUUGUUGGUAGAGAGGGCCCAUUCCUAGAGACUGUCUGUGUUCCAUUUGCAGGGCUUGCCAUAAUGCUUUGGCCACUAGCUGUCGUGGGAGCCGUAAUAGCUUCAGUGUUAUCCAGUUUCUUUCUUGGACUGUACAGUGGAGUCAUCGUUCAUCAGGAGGACUCUUUCAGAAUGGGGCUUAACUAUAUAAUUGCUGCGGUCUCACUGUUUGAUGAGUAUGUAAAUGAUUUACUCUAUUUGAGAGAAGGAACUCGCCUGCCAAGGCCUUGCUAUAGAACGAAGACAGAGACUGGUCAUGGGAAAAGAAUAUUAGGAGAGAGUAAGAACGUUGAUCUCAAGAGCAAAAGAAGCUGCUCCCUGGGUUCAAAGCUUGUUUCAGAACAGUCGAGGACACUGAAAAAAGCAAUAACACUAUAUAAACCAGUUCAGGUAUGGGAAUGGUUGUUUAAGUCGUGUGAGGUGAACGGGAGGAUACUUCUUCGCGAUGGCUUGAUAGAUGUGAAGGAUGUAGAGGAAUGUCUUGUCAAUGGUAAUUCUAAGAAGCUCUAUAUUAGACUACCCGCUUGGACCGUGUUACAAUGUCUCCUUGCAUCGGCUAAAUCGAACUCCUCUGGAUUGGUGAUCACUGAUGGCGUGGAGCUCACAGAACUAAACAGCCCAAGAGACAAAGUAUUUGUGUGGCUCGUUGGGCCUUUAUUGAUAAUGAAGGAGCAGAUAAAGAACCUGAAGCUGACUGCGGAUGAAGAGUUUUGUCUAAGGAAAUUGGUAAUGGUAUGCAAAAAUGAAAGAACCGAGGACUGGGAUAGCACGGGGUUCCCGUCAACUGAUACAGUAAAAAAGGCACAAUUGCAAGCCAUAAUCAGAAGGCUGCAAGGAAUGGUGGCAUCAAUGUCUAGAAUACCGACGUUUCGACGCAGAUUCAUGAACUUGGUUAAAGUGUUGUACAUAGAAGCUCUUGAAAUGGGUGUGUCAGGUAAUCGAGCUGGUGGGAUCCUCAAACCAAACAGCCACCAAACAGGAAAUCUGGAUCGGACUGAAACACCGGACAUGGAUGUUGUAUAAGUAGUUAUCGUAUCUUAUCUUUUUCCUUCUUCCUACGCCCCAGUCUUUCCUCUGGAAACUGUUAUUUCAGUUGUAUUUUAGGAUUUGUUGUAUAUUAUAAAGUGUUUUUUUUUUG